Molecule: messenger RNA, 2776 nt
Organism: Mugil cephalus (flathead mullet)
Lineage: Eukaryota; Metazoa; Chordata; Actinopteri; Mugiliformes; Mugilidae
Gene: foxl3
Product: forkhead box L3
Exons: 3
Coding region: 916-1713 (265 amino acids)
Biological process (GO): regulation of transcription by RNA polymerase II; cell differentiation; anatomical structure morphogenesis
Molecular function (GO): RNA polymerase II cis-regulatory region sequence-specific DNA binding; DNA-binding transcription factor activity, RNA polymerase II-specific
Source: RefSeq, a predicted model, not a curated record
GAGAACAGGCACGAUUAACACACAGAUGUGCGUGUUUUAAAGGUUUAUUUUUAAUCAUUAGUUGAUUUCAUGUGAGACUUAAUGUAAAAGAUAAACUUUAAAAGACUAAGAAAAAAAGGGUUUGGGGUCGUUGGGUUUGAAGAGAAGUGAUCCUAGCAGGCCUCCGUACCCCAUUCCUUAUCUCUGCAUGAGGCCAGCAGCUUGAGGCCACACUGUCCCCCUCCUGUCAUAACACACCUGAAAAAGUUGCACUGUGGGUGACGUAGGCUUCAGCGUUCGUCAAGGGAGGUGAAGAUUUUCUAUCGUUCUGCUGCAUCCACUUUUUUGACCAGCCACUGCGACAGUUUUAAGCAAGGACGUGUGGACUAAAUAGAAAUGCAGUGGCCUCCGUUCACUGAUGAAAAUCCAAAACUAACAAGGAGCAAAUUACCAAGACGGGCCCAACAGCUAUAAUCUGUAGCCUAAGGGAACUUUAAGGUGGUGUAGUCAAGUGGACUGGCACUUAAACAGUUUAGUUUUUGACCAGUCAAUAUAUGUAGAUAAACCAGUCUACCCAAAUAUGACAGACACUCCGAUUAUCAGUGAUUUUUCACUUAAAAAAAAGAGCUGACCUUUCUGGAGUCAUGAAAUAAGAAAAAGAAAAUCAGAUUGGAAUUAUAUAAUUUUCAAGUGGUUUGGAGACGUUGUGUGGCAGGAGUUCAAAGAGCUCAGAGAGAGGUGGCUGCGAGCCCCGAGAGCCUCAGCGGCGGCUGGAGAGCAGCUGGGGACGAGGAGGGGACUGGAGAGGGGGGCUGGAGGCAGCCGUCAUCAGCCGAGCUCAGAGUGAGUGUCAGCUGGCUGAGCAGAGCAUGGUGGCAGAGCAGAGCAGAGCAGCAGGACAGGGUGUUGCUGCUGGGCUUUGGCCGGGACAGUCAGAUGAGCCAAACUGUUCAGAUUAAGCACCUGACCCCUCAAAGUGCAGAAAUGUUCGACAACUCUCAUUACCCCUUCAACUGCUUCAACUACGAUGGAGACGGAUACCCUUCCUCCAGCACCGACGAAGAGAAGAAGAUGUGCAGACCUGCGUACAGCUACAUCGCCCUGAUAGCCAUGGCCAUCCAGCAGAGCCCCGAGCAGCGGGUCACCCUGUCGGGCAUCUACGAGUUCAUCAUGAAGCGGUUCCCCUACUACCGGUCCAACCAGAGAGCCUGGCAGAACUCCAUCAGACACAACCUGUCUCUCAACAGUUGCUUCAUCAAGGUUCCUCGGACAGAGGGCAAUGAGAAAGGAAAGGGAAACUACUGGACUUUUGCCACAGGCUGCGAAUCCAUGCUCGACCUGUUCGAGAACGGCAACUUCCGUCGUCGCCGACGCCGCAGGACCAUGAAAAUUGGCCUCCGCGACUCAGGAGAAACCCCUUUCCACCCUUUGGAGACCCACAGCAAUCAGCGCCUGCCCUCAGCCCGGCGCCCUGAGCCCGACUCCACCCUCUGCCCUUUGAACCCCGAGAGGCCGAGGCCCGGUCCCCAACAAAACCACCUCAUCCCCAACCCCACGCAGCAGGGCAAGCCGGAGUCAGAGAUCAAGUUUAGCAUUGACUACAUCCUGUCCACUCCGGAUCCCCCCCUGCCUGGGUUCAGAUCCGCACACGGGCCCGUACACAUAGGGCCAGCGGGACCACCGAUUCACGUCCUAGAGCCGCAGCACCUGAACCUGCACUUCUGGACUCUGUGAGAGGAGACGCUAGCGGAGACUCUGGGACCUGGGAACUAUAAGGACGUCCAAAGACAAGAAUUCCACAAGGAGGAAUUUUGCUUGACAUGAAAAAGUAACAAAAUAAAGAGGUACAGUAUUAUAUGGUGGAUUCUAAACGGAACAAAAAAAAUGCUUAAGAGAAGCAUUUUACUGUCAAUUCAUCCAAAAGAUAAAAUGUCAACAGAGAAAUUCAGUUUUGAAGCGUUUUAUCAUUUUGUCAUUAUGCUGUUCGUGCGGUGUCUAGUGCUGACAUAGACUAGGUUUACAGUUUUCUCUAGAUGUAUAUACACAGCACAGCUAAGAUGUGUUUAUGAAAAACCAGGAUGUGUUGCAAUUAUUAGAUUAUCCCCAAAUCAGAAGAUGAGAUGAUUUUCUUCAUAAAAGAAAAGAAACAUUCGGAAUUGUGUGGUUUUCCUUUAAUUCCUGUAAAAAAAAAAAUCACCCCGUUGAUACGUUUCAAAUAUAUAUGUGGUUAAAUCACCUUUUACCUUUAAAAAAAAAAAUCAUCAUCUACUGCAAACAAAAACAUUUAAUUCAAAAUCAUUUCAUUUUUUUUCUAAUAUCUGAGUGAAGCAGCACUAAGCAAAAGCAGGAUUCUGCCUCGAAAGGGACGUAAUAUUGUCAACAGAAAGAAAUGGAAACGAUCUCGGCCUGUAUUUUAGCCCGACAGCUGUCAUUCAAAAGAAAAACUGUACAAAUUGCUCAGACUACUUGUAUUAGGAGAGAGAAACUCAUAUCAAAUGCAAAUCUCUUUUCUUCAGUAACAGGCAACAUCGUUAUCUGUGACUGAUCACAUUAAAAAAUGAAAAGAAGACAAAAAUGAGCAAAUUUUUAAAUAAUAGAUUGACCAUUUCAUGUAUUUACUACCGUUUUAGGAUACUGCGCAUACUGUUCUUCCAAAUCUAAACUAUACGUACCAACUAAUUACCCUCUCUUGACAGUACACUAGUGUACUGUAUAAAAAUAAAUGAAUUCUCACAGUCCUGCGCUAAAUCUCGUCUUCAUGAAGAUUAUAUAGUAUUCAUCGUUUGUUUAACACACC